AGAUAUUGUCUGUAAUAAAUAGUGGAGGUUUUGGUACUUGGGCAAAUGCAGAAUUUUGUACAAAAGGUCAUUAUGCUAUUGGUUACAGAAUGAAAAUCGAAGGACCACAUGAAGAUAGGUCAGAACUGAAUGCCAUACAAAUUAUCUGUGGGAGUAGAGGGAGUGAUCGUUGUAAUGACACGGCAAGUUCUGGUCAGCAGAUAUGGGGCAAUUGGACAGGGGAAGCACUUUGUCCAGCAAAAUCAUUUCUUACCGCAUUUUCUCUACAAGUAGAACAAUACAAUGCUACAAAAGAUAGUACAGGUGCCAAUUAUGUCAGAUUCAGAUGCAGAUAUUUCAAAAAUGAAUGUUAUGACUUUGAUCUUAGCUAUCCUCCUGGUUAUGGCAUGUAUGGCUCUUACGGCGAAUGGAGUGACGCUUGUCCAGCGAACAGUGCCAUAUGUGGUAUAAAGACUAAAAUAGAUGCUUACCAAGGAAAGCAAAUCGACGAUACUGCACUAAAUGAUGUUAAAUUCUUCUGUUGUGAAUAAAGAGUUACCGUCACUAUAGUAACAUGUACAGCGAUUAAACACUUUUGGUGUUUUUGAGUUUAGUCAACUAGGGAA
Messenger RNA from Mytilus californianus (California mussel), 605 nucleotides. RefSeq names its product vitelline membrane outer layer protein 1 homolog. The coding region runs from base 90 to 530 and encodes 146 amino acids. NCBI's taxonomy places the organism in Eukaryota, Metazoa, Mollusca, Bivalvia, Mytilida, Mytilidae. The record is from RefSeq and is a predicted model, not a curated record. The transcript has 3 exons.